GCUCAACUGGGUGUUUCAUUGCAGCUGUUCGGGUGGGACCUUGCAUCGUUGUGGAUGACUGCAAACCAGAAACGUUGUCAUGCACUCAUUCGGGGAGGAACACUUUGGGAAGCUAUCAAAUCGUACCAGCAUAUGAUGGAUGUAGAUGACAUAACUACGAAGACUAACUCCCUUGGUUGGUCUAACAUUUUCAAGCAAGAAUGCAGCGCGCUCUGUACUGCCAACGGAGAUGCUGCCUUUGUUGCAAACAAUUAUGAGAGGGCUAUCGACCUGUACUCAGCAGCGAUUGAGUUGUGUUCUGCAUCUGAUGUCAUCUUUGCAAAGCGCUGUAAGGCCAAGUUGGGAAAAAUGUUAUGGAUCGAAGCACUUCAUGAUGCGCAAAAGCGCUUCAUGGUGCACAACGUUAUGAUGAAGCAAUCCAGGUCUUCCAAAUUAUGAUGACCAAAUUGGACGAUGCCACUGACGUUCCGACUCAAAAGCUGCGCCAGCAGUAUCUUAGUCCAUCCGAAGCAACAUAUGACAUUCAAAAGGUCACUGAUGCUCAAUUAGAAGACGCUCCAUUUCGUGUACUCGACACCACCACCGGGCUUUUAUGCGACCGAGAGGCGCAGAUAAGCGCCUUCGAAACGAGUGUAGAGUACAAGGAGCUUGUGUCAUCAACAAUCGCGCAUCCAGACUCCAGAAUGA
Molecule: messenger RNA, 687 nt
Organism: Suillus bovinus
Lineage: Eukaryota; Fungi; Basidiomycota; Agaricomycetes; Boletales; Suillaceae
Exons: 4
Coding region: 55-438 (127 amino acids)
Molecular function (GO): protein binding
Source: RefSeq, a predicted model, not a curated record